UCUGACCUAAAAAGUUUUUGCAUCCAUGGAACCAGCUGUGUUUCUGUCAAAUGCUUCUUCCUACCAGCACCCACAGGGGGAGCCCCCUCUGUCACGCACUGGCUUCAUUAUUCUCUCCAUCAUUAUGGCUGUUUUCACUGGUCCAGCCAUCAUACUCAAUGCUACAGUGAUUAUUGUGUCCCUCAUGCACAAGCAGCUGAGGCAGCCUCUCAACUACGCUCUGGUGAACAUGGCUGUGGCUGACCUGGGCACAGCCAUGACCGGAGGGGUGCUGUCUGUCAUCAACAACGCCCAGGGGUACUUCUCCCUGGGAAGAACGGGCUGCGUUAUGGAGGGCUUUGCGGUGUCCUUGUUUGGCAUCACAUCCCUGUGCACAGUUGCUCUGAUCGCAGUGGAGAGGAUGUUUGUUGUGUGUAAGCCCUUGGGGCAAAUAACCUUCCAAAAGAAGCAUGCGGUCGGAGGUAUCGCUGUGUCCUGGCUGUGGUCCCUCACAUGGAACUUACCUCCCCUGUUUGGCUGGGGCAGGUAUGAGCUGGAGGGGGUCGGGACGUCCUGUGCACCAGACUGGCACAACCGAGACCCUCUAAAUGUCUCCUACAUCACGGCUUAUUUUGCAGUAUGUUUUGCAUUUCCUUUUGCCAUUAUCCUGGCAUCCUACACAAAACUAAUGUGGACAUUACACCAGGUAUCAAAGAUGGCUUGUGUGGAAGGCGGUGCAGUAGCUAAGGGAGAAAUGAAGGUGGCACUCAUGGUGAUUCUGAUGGUCCUGACAUUUCUGAUCAGUUGGUUGCCUUAUGCCUCCCUGGCCAUGCUGGUGGUCUACAACCCUGAUGUGGAAAUUCACCCACUGGUGGGCACAGUGCCCGUCUACCUGGCCAAGAGCAGCACUGUGUACAAUCCUAUCAUCUACAUCUACCUCAACAAACAGUUCCAAAAAUACGCUGUGGCCUUCCUGCUGUGUGGGAAGGAGCCCAGGGAGGACGAUGACACUUCAGAAACAGCAACGACUGUAGAGACUACUACAAUCAACAAAGUAUCUCCCGCCUGAAGUGUACACAUACCUACAACCAUCCAUUAACAUGUGUGAAAUAUGUAUGAUUCAGUUUAUACAUCCUUUUUGUCACCUGCUACACAGACAUCGACGAUCUACAAUGACCACAGUGCUUGAAUGUUUGUGUUUUUUCAAUUGAGAUGUUGUUUUAAUAUAUGAAGAUCUCAUCUAUAAUGGUUUCAGUACAAG
Molecule: messenger RNA, 1240 nt
Organism: Seriola aureovittata
Lineage: Eukaryota; Metazoa; Chordata; Actinopteri; Carangiformes; Carangidae
Product: parapinopsin-like
Exons: 4
Coding region: 26-1048 (340 amino acids)
Biological process (GO): G protein-coupled receptor signaling pathway; visual perception
Cellular component (GO): membrane; photoreceptor outer segment
Molecular function (GO): G protein-coupled receptor activity
Source: RefSeq, a predicted model, not a curated record